AUGAACGCCCUCCGCUUCUCGCUUCUUGCGCUCCUCGCAGCGGCCCUCGUUCUGCACCUGCUGCCCGCGCGCACCGCCGCCUCCGACGUCGAAGCGGCGAUUGCGAACGACGAGUUCACCUUCGACGAUGCUGCCGAUGAAGUCGCAGAAUUUCUCGGCGACGAUCUCAGCGAAGUCGUAGAGCGUCGCAUCCUGGCCGGAACUAGCGGCGCAGCAACCGGAAGCAAGGGCGGCGCGUACAAGCCGAAGCAUAAGAAGCGCCGUAACGCGGCUGGCGACGGCUCCGGUUACUGCCCCUAUGCCGGCAAGUCGGGCAACUCGCCGGCGAAGGAGUACUGCGGCGGCGCGUGCUGCAUUAGCCCCGAGUACCCGUGCUGUGGCGGCGACAAGUGCUGCAAGAAGGGCGGCUGCUGCCAGAAGAACGGCGCUUUCGUGUGCUGCAAGAGCUACUAA
Messenger RNA from Closterium sp. NIES-65, 453 nucleotides. Lineage: Eukaryota; Viridiplantae; Streptophyta; Zygnematophyceae; Desmidiales; Closteriaceae. The record is from the annotation of a GenBank genome assembly.